Molecule: messenger RNA, 1152 nt
Organism: Adineta steineri
Lineage: Eukaryota; Metazoa; Rotifera; Eurotatoria; Adinetida; Adinetidae
Source: the annotation of a GenBank genome assembly
AUGAUGUCUUUGAAAGAAAACGGUCUUUAUGAAGAUGAUUCGGACUCGAGUGAUGGUCCUAUUGAAGCAAUUGCGUUUUUUCCACCAGCAGUAUCAACAUUAAGUAUCAAUGAUCUAUCGAUGAAAAAAGAUUUAGGAAAUAAAAAUGGUUGUUAUAUGCGAUUUUCUGGUGUUAUCUAUUCCUUACUAGCAUCUCUUAUUUUUACAUGUGCAACAUUUUCAAUAAAACAAAUAGGUGUUGAUCUACUUGGUGCAUUAUUUUUACGUUUCGUUGUUCAACUAUUAAUCAUGUUUUCAUUUAUACGCUAUAAAAAGUAUCCAUUUCUAUUUGGUACACCUUUUGAAAUAUUUCUACAAGCUAUAUGUUGUGCAACAGGUGCUGGAGGCCUUUUCAUUUAUUAUAUUGCUCUAGAUUAUGCUGAAUUAUCUGAUGUAACAACAUUAUUUUAUACAAAAGUUGUUUGGACCGUAGUUUUUAGUAUUUUUAUAUAUCGAGAACGACCAUCAAUAAGCAUCUUAGUCGCUUUACCAUUAACUAUUACUGGUGUUAUUUUUGUUACUCGACCAAGUUUUCUAUUUUCAUCUUCGUCAAAUUCAUCUGUGAACAAUAAUCAUCGUUUAAUUGGCUUAAGUCUAUCAAUUAUUGGUGCAAUAACAUCAUCAACAAAUAUUUUAGUAUUCAAACGACUUGUUUCAACUUCAAAAAAUAUUAAACCAAGUGUAAUUACUUUUCAAUACUCUUUAGCUGUAUUUAUACUUCUCAUUAUUAAUCAAUUAUAUAGAAAAUUUAUCCUUGAUACUGGUCUUACAAUUAAUUAUGUCAUUUCAUGGCGAUAUAUAUUAGCAUCAGUUAUUUGUCUGACUAUAAUUGCAGUGAAUUUAUUAGUACAAAAAGCUAUGAAACGUGAAAAUCCAUCUAUAUUUACUCUUCUUGGUUCAUCGGAUAUAAUUUUUGCAUUAAUUCUUCAAAAUAUUUUUACAACAAAACGUUCAGAUUUAUUUACAUUACUUGGUUCUGCUUUAGUUAUUUGUAGUGUAGUUAUAAUUGGUCUAUCAAAAAUUCUUAAUGAGCAACCUUCACACCAAAAAGUUCAAUUAAUGGAUAAUCAAAAUAAUAUAAAAGAUUUUGACGAAACAAAUGACAAAUGUUAA